Frankliniella occidentalis (western flower thrips) is the source of this 981-nucleotide messenger RNA. RefSeq lists its product as uncharacterized. The annotation marks the transcript as partial. The transcript is spliced from 5 exons. Lineage: Eukaryota; Metazoa; Arthropoda; Insecta; Thysanoptera; Thripidae. The record is from RefSeq and is a predicted model, not a curated record.
UCUCGUGUCAGGGCCCGUGAGGGUCGGAGCCAGCAUGACGACGAGCCCGUGAAGCGAGAGCCUUCGAGAGGACGCACGACGCGCGAGCACGCCGCCAUGGACACGACCCGGUGCCGCCGAGGACCGCGCCGUCCCCGGCUCCUCACCGUUGCGCCCCUCGUCCUGGCCCUGGUCGCCGUGACGCUGGCCGUGCUGCCGUCGCCCGGAUCCUCGCUGCCCAUCGUGGACCCAGGGCUGUUCGUGAUCCUGGGCGUGCGGACCUGCGGCGGGGGCGGCGGCUACUGCCUGCUGGGCUCGGACUGCACCCUGGACCGGGACUUCGCCGCCGAUGACGCGGGCGGCCAUUGCGAGGGCUUGCGCGCCGCCUUCACGCCCGCCGCGCACUUCUCGUGCUGCAAGUACGUGGAGCGGAGCAACGCCACGCUGCCCGGCGAGCCGGCCGACGCCACGACCACCGAGGACCCCGUCGCCGUGGCCACGACCCUCGCCGACGACGCCGAGAACGUCAUCGAGACCGAGAUCAUCGUGAAGCCCGGCCCCGUCGGCCCCGCCGGCCCCUCCGGCCCGGCCUCGGGGCAGACCGUGGUGGCCGUGUCCGAGGAGUACAAGAUCAAGGGGGCGGAGGAGGAGGUCGAGGUGGCCGAGGUCGCCGCCGUCCCCGCCGCGGACAAGGAGGCCGUCGUUGAGACCCCCGCGUGCCGCAGCCCCAGCACCGACGUGAACCCCUGCUGGCGCAGCAGCUUCCAGGACGCGGACGGCACCACCCUCUGCUCCGGCACGCUGCUCGGCGUGGACGCCGCCGUGACCUCGGCCUUGUGCGCCAACAGGUUGAUGGAGGCCGGCCCCGCAGUGUCGCUGCGUGUCGACGAUCUGUCCCUGCCGGUCAGAGACAUCAUCGUGCACCGGGACUACCGCGCCGCGCCCGAGGACCCCAACGACAUCGCGAUGAUCAGGCUGCUGCUGGCGGGGGCCUCGAUGGGC